CUUUUUUUUUUUUCUCUUUUUCUUUCUUCUUCUUCUUCUUCUUCUUCACAUUCAACAUGCGCCAUUCUGCUGCCCUGUCUGCGGUGGUGGCAGUGCUGUGCGUGGUCGCCUCAGUGGCCUCGGCCGUUGAGUUUGCGCACCCGCCGGCCGUCACGUACAAGCAGUACACCCCUGCCAAGGAGCGCUCCUACCUGGCCCCGCACCCUUCGCUCGACUACCAGCUGUCUCGCUCGCCUGCCCGCCACCUGCGCCAGGACGGCACCAACCUCCAGUGCCUCAAGGACCUCAACUACUACUUUAACAUGUCCACGCUCAUCGAGACUGGCGGCUGGCAAUACGUCGAUGCCAUGGGCAAGGUGCCGUCUGGCCUGAUCAUCUCCCUGUCACCCAUCUCGUGGGGCGACUACGACGGGUGCAUGCGCAUUCCCGGCGCGACGUACUGCAUGAUGAAGGGCGACAUUGACUCUGUCGAGUACAAGGGCAUGGUCUACCCCAACGAGACUCUCCCGACUGCGUACGCGUUCGAGUGGGGCGUCUGCGUGCCAGCAAGCUGCGACCCCGUCACCCUCACCGACCAGUCCCACGCCGUCCUGCAGCUCAUCUACGAGAACACUGGCCUCAACUUUACCGUCUCGUCCGUCGGCGCCUACUGCCGCAUGGACAACGAGUACCAUGCCGGCGCCAUUGUCAUGCUCUUCCUCUCGGGUGUCCUCAUCGUUCUCGUUCUUCUGGCCACCGGCUACGACUACUACCGCACCUACCUGAAGCGAAGCUCCCACGUCGAGCUCUCGCCCACCAACGGCCACGACAUCCAGGGCAACGGCCAGAACGGCGAGACCCGCCCUCUUCUCGACGCCCCCACCAAGGCUGAGAAGGCCAGCGGCCCGCGCGUCAAGCAGCCCCUUUGGCAGUCGUUGACUCUUGGCUUUUCGCUGCUCCAGAACGUGCCCAGGAUGUUUGCCACCAACACCAAGGACGAGAGCCUGCUUUCCCUCAACGGCAUCCGUGUCAUCAGCAUGUGCUGGGUCGUUCUCGGUCAUACUUACCUCUGGGCGCUUGACUCUGGCAUCCAAAACCCUUACGCCGUCUACUACAUGUCCAUCCGCCCCACCUUCCAGAUCAUUGCCAACGGAUUCUUCACUGUCGACUCGUUCUUCUUCCUGUCCGGCUUCCUCGUCUGCUACGUUGUCCUGGUGAUGCUCGCCAAGCGCAACUCGCUGCCGUACUUCCCGUACAUGAUCCACCGCUUCCUCCGCAUCACCCCCACGUACAUGUUUGCCCUCUUCUUCUACUGGUACAUUGGCCCGCUCUUUGGCGACGGCCCCAACUGGUUCCGCGUUCAGUCCAACCACGCUUGCGAGCAGUACUGGUGGGCCAACCUGCUCUUCGUCAACGACUUUGUUCCCAACAGCCUCUACGACGAGUGCAUGGGCUGGAGCUGGUACCUCGCCAACGACAUGCAGUUCUAUGCCAUCUCUCCCAUCUUCCUGCUCCUCCUCUACCGCCGCCCGAUCUGGGGUGUCAUCUCCCUCGGCGCCACACUUGUUGUCAGCUUUAUCGUCACCAUGGCCCUCGCCAUACAGUACGAUCUCGACGCCAACCUGCAGGUCGCCAUCUUUUUGCAAGCCAUCCCCAAGUACGACUACUCGGCCAUCAUUUACACCAAGCCCUACUGCCGCAUCGCCCCGUACAUUGUCGGCAUGUUCACCGCCUACAUUCUCAACCGCUACGGCCAAGCCAACCGCCGCAUCUCGCGCCCCAAGAUUCUCGGUCUCUUCUUUAUUGCGGCGUCCAUUCUCCUGGGCAUCUUCUUUAGCAUGUACUCCAAGUUCGACUCGACCUCCUUCCUGCACUGGGACGGCCGAGAGUGGUCGACUGCCGAGAACGCCAUCUACAUUACCUUUGCCCGCUUUGGCUGGUCGGUCGGUCUUGCCAUCAUUGUCUGGCUCUGCGUCACUGGCAACGGCGGUGUUGUCAACUACCUGCUGUCGACCAAGGCCUUCAUGGUCUUUGGCCGCAUGACCUUCUGCGUCUACCUCAUCCACCCGAUCGUCGCCGCAAGCUUCUUCUACACGCUCCGUCAGCCCACCAUUCUGCAAGAUCUUCCUGAACAGUUCUAUUUUAUUGCCAACACUGUCAUCUCCUUCGCCGGUGCCUUUGUCAUGUGCAUGUUUGUCGAGUUCCCGCUUGCCAACGUUGAGAAGACUCUUCUUGGUUAAAACAGAAGGAUGUCUUUUGUUUUUUCUAGUUUUUGUUUUUUUUCUUUUAAAACAAAUCUUUUUUUCCUUUUCCUCUUAUCUCCCUCUCCCUCUGUAGUUGUGUAUUUGUGUGAUGUAUCGCUUUGUUUGUUUUGUGGUGUUUCGGUUGUACAAUGAAGAAUACCAAGCUCAACAA
This is a messenger RNA of Capsaspora owczarzaki ATCC 30864, 2394 nucleotides long. RefSeq lists its product as hypothetical. The transcript is spliced from 3 exons. NCBI's taxonomy places the organism in Eukaryota, Filasterea, Ministeriida, Capsasporidae. Gene Ontology annotation, molecular function: acyltransferase activity, transferring groups other than amino-acyl groups. The record is from RefSeq and is a predicted model, not a curated record. Bases 57 to 2219 code for a protein of 720 amino acids.